AUGCACUGGUUCAAACGCAUGAAUAAUUUCAUAAUGAUUUCAACAAAUGAUGCUGUGUUUCACAGGAAUGCACACGUUUUCCUUGGCAACGACGAAAUAACGAAAAACUUUUCUGUCAGUUCAAGCUUAGUACUCCUAGGAGAGAAAGGCAUGAAGUCCGUGACGUACAAAACUGAGAGCACUAUCUACCUCAGCCCAAAUGAACAAAGUGCCAAUAUAACUUGCAACAUUAACAGCAAACCGCCUCCUUCAACCGUCACGUGGAUCUUGGAUGAGUCCACUAAUUUAACUUUGGGCGGUGGUCAGGUUGUUGAUAACUGUUGGACGGUCAUCAUGGAAAAGCCUAACGGAGUAACAGAAAUUCAAUUAAACAUCAACCACGUAAAUAACAGUACGUUCAAAAAAUACAAAUUGAUCACUGAGAAUUCCAUAGGCCAGUCAUCAAUCACGGGCCUCCAAAACCCUUACACUCCCCACGCUUUGCCUUCUCUCUUGACGACCCCUUCUCAAGUGCCAACCAAUCAGACAUUCAUCUCGGAGAAACAAGCCAAUUAG
Helobdella robusta is the source of this 555-nucleotide messenger RNA. RefSeq lists its product as hypothetical. The transcript is spliced from 5 exons. Bases 1 to 555 code for a protein of 184 amino acids. Lineage: Eukaryota; Metazoa; Annelida; Clitellata; Rhynchobdellida; Glossiphoniidae. The record is from RefSeq and is a predicted model, not a curated record.